Messenger RNA from Thermothielavioides terrestris NRRL 8126, 2352 nucleotides. RefSeq lists its product as uncharacterized. Gene Ontology annotation, biological process: mitotic DNA replication preinitiation complex assembly; double-strand break repair via break-induced replication; DNA replication initiation. The coding region runs from base 1 to 2352 and encodes 783 amino acids. The record is from RefSeq and is a predicted model, not a curated record. Gene Ontology annotation, cellular component: DNA replication preinitiation complex. Gene Ontology annotation, molecular function: DNA replication origin binding; chromatin binding; single-stranded DNA binding. Lineage: Eukaryota; Fungi; Ascomycota; Sordariomycetes; Sordariales; Chaetomiaceae. The transcript has 4 exons.
AUGUACCUCCCGCGCGCCCUCAUCGCCAAGCUGUACCUGCACCUGCAGAACACGCGGCACCCGCUGUCGCCGCCGGUGCUGGUGCUGGUGGCGCUGGAGCCGGACGCGCUGUGCGCCUGCCGCAUCCUGACGCGCCUGUUCAAGCACGACUACAUCCCGCACAAGAUCCAGCCCGUGGCCGGCUACGCCGACCUGGAGCGCGUCGGCCGCGAGCUGGUCGUCCCCAUGACCGAGGCCGCCGGCGGCGCCGGCGGCGUCGUCGUGUGCCUCGGCGUCGGGGGGAUGGCUGACCUGGGCACUGUGCUCGGGCUGGAGCAGGAGGAAGGGGCCGACGGUGGGGCCGGAGCGGGAGAGGGCGCGCAGGCAUUCGGGAAGGUGGAGGUCUGGGUUGUGGACUCGCACCGGCCGUGGAAUCUGAGCAAUGUGUUUGGGGGGUUUCCGCUCGAGCCGGAGACGGAGGAAGCCAGGACGUUUGCGGCGCGCGCGCCGGUCGGGGUAAAGGACGGGUGUAUCGAGAGGGCGUACCGGCCGGGGAAGGGUGGGAUUGUCGUGUUUGAUGACGGGGAUAUCGAGGAGGGGCUGGCUAAAGAGAGGGAAGCGUAUCUUGCGCUCGUUGAUAUGCCUGAUGUUGAGGAUGAUGGCGAAGACCUGGGGGACAGCAGCGACGACGACGACGAUGACCAGGACGACGACGAGAGCGACCAUGACGAGGGGAAACGGGCUGUCAAGUCGGCGCGUGCGGGCCAGAAACGAAAGUCGUGGGACUUCCUGGAUGAGGAUAGCGAGGAGGACGACGAUCGGCCGAGGCAAAGGAGGCGUAGUAACUCGUCCUCUCCGAUCCCAGACCCCCCCCGGCGGCCGGCACAGCGGGGUCUCAUUUCCCUGCGGGACGAUCCUGUCUUCUCGAGUGACGGUGUGGAACCCCCGACUGCCGCCCAGCCGCCGAGGGCACCGUCAGCAAGGACGCUCAGGCGGAGGUUGCUUCGACUACGGCGCAAGCACGAGAGCGUACUCAGAGACUACUACCGGCUCGGCACGUCGUACUCGGAGCCAAUCUCAUCCAUGAUGUAUUCUCUUGCCUCGGAACUCGGACGGGAGGACAACGACCUGCUCUGGCUGGCGAUCGUGGGCGUGACGUCUAUGGAGCUCUAUGGGCGCUCCUCAGCCGGCAUCGCUCUCCUGCGAGACGAGGUGCGGCGACUGAAUCCCCCGGAGGUAGGAAACGGCCGGGUCCUGCCCGAGAACACGGGUAUCAUCCCGACCACGGCUCGCAGCCCCGAGGACACAAGCAUCCGCCUGUCGCCGGAGCCCAAGUUUCUCCUCAUCAGGCACUGGAGCUUGUACGACAGCAUGCUGCACUCGCCCUAUCUCUUCUCCCGGCUCAAGACGUGGAGCGAAAGCGGACUCAAACGGCUGCACAAGCUGCUCGCGAAGAUGGGGGUCAGCCUGGUGCAGUGCAAACAGAGCUACGCACACAUGGACAUGAUGCUGAAGCGGGAGCUGCGCACCAAGCUGCUCAAGUACGCCUCCCUGUAUAACCUCGACGAGCUCAUCCCGAGCAUCGACACGGACGGCAAAGACCGCGGCGGCGCCAAAGACGGCUGGGGCUUCGUGCGCAGCUGGGGCUGGCGCGCGACCCUGAGCGCACAAGACGUCGGCGUCGUGAUCGGCGCCCUCCUCGAAGUAGGCAAAGACGCAACCUCGUCCUCCUCCUCUUCCUCCGACCCAACUUCCACACCGGCCUCCCAGCUCCCCGCUUCCGCCGGCGCCGACGCCGCCCCGAGCGAGGAGUGGGUGCCGCGUUUCUGGCAGGCGUACGACGCGCUGGAGGACAUCGAGGCGCUCAAGGCGGGCCUGCCGACGGCGCAGCUGCUGCACCGGGCCAUCUUCGCGACGGGCACGGCGAUCCUCAAGAAGCGGCAGAUCUCGCACCUGCGGGCCUUCCGCAUGUGCGUCGUCAAGGACGCGGUCGCCCGCGGCCCGGACGCCGCCCUGUUCUGCCACCCGGGCGCGCUGACCAAGCUGGCGCUGUGGAUCGGCGAGGCGCUCGCCGAGCAGGAGCGCGAGGCCACCGGCGGCCGCCUGGCCCUCGGCGGCCGCGGCACGCCGCUCGUCGUCGCCAGCCUGGACGAGAAGAGGGGCGUGUACGUGGUCGAGGAGGAGGAAGACGAGGACGUCACGAAUCAAAGGGGAUACGGGCUGAACCGGUUUGGCAUCGCGUUCCAGGAUGUGGUGAGCGAGACCAAGGCGCGGGUGCGCAUCGACAGCUUUGAGCACUGCGUGGUGGAGGUCAAGAAGGAGGAUCUGGGCGCCUUUUUGGAGAGUUUGAGCAUGAAGGCUGUUGUUGGGUGA